AUGAUUCAGCAACCUAUCAAAAGACCUAGAUUGGCCCUCAGCUGUGUUGUCUGUCGUCGUCGCAAGGUUCGCUGCGGUCGCGAACAUCCACAAUGUGUCAACUGCACGCGAAUGAACGAGACCUGUGUGUACAACACAGGAGUUCGUGACGAGCUUACUGGCCGGGUGCGACAUGUAUUCUUGAAUAAUGAAAGCAAUCAUUCUGAGAGCCGACCCUCCAAUCAUGCUGCUGAGCCGGACACGGGAGUAUGGCCUGGCACUCAAGCUCCAGGGAUACUGGGUACACCAGGCUCGGAAGCGAAGUACCCAACUGCUUCACCCCUUGAUCCCCGGCUGGCCUGUUCCACAAAUCGAGUCGCAGAUCUAAUUUAUAACGAUGAGCCUUCUACAGGCACAAACAAUGUGCCGGAUGCUACCUUGAACCCCUCUGCUACAUCGGAGUCAUCCUCUGCGCAUAGGCCAGUUCCAAUCUGCAAUGACUACCUGAAUUUGCAGCGAAACGGUCAUUCAAGGUUCAUUGGUCGAGCAUUUUGGGGUUCUAUUGCUGGAAAGGAAACCCAAAGCGAUGACUUUUUCAAGUGCCAUCAUGUUGCCCACGAUAUGGCCUCAUAUGCUUCUGCUGCAAAGAUGUUUAGCCUCCUGAAGUCUCUGCCCACAAAACCCGUUAGCAACGCCCUGCUUGAGGUAUUCUUCAUCGCAGUGUGGCCCAUUUGCCCUCUCGUGGACCGGUCCUCACUGCAGACAGAUUACGAUGACUUCUGGGCCUGGUGUGGAAAUAAUGACGAGUCAUUGCCAUCGCAGAAGUUCAUUGACGACCCAACGUUUUUCUGUUUACUAUUUGCAAUACUGUACUGCGGCGCAUCAGCCGCGCCGGAGGCUCACUGGGCAAGCGAUCUGCUUCAGGAUGAGUGUAAAGAUACGAUUUUGAAGCAGCUUAAGACCGCCUAUACAGCCAGUCUUUCCCAGUCUUGUCAUCUGGAGUAUCCGACAAUAAACACCCUCGUCUCGACGUUGUUAACAGGCCCAUUCAUUGACCCACCCCCUGAAUCGAUGCAAAGUUUGGUCUCCAUCAGCACUACAGUGCGAAUAGCCCAGAGUAUGGGACUCCACCGUGAAGCAACAUGGUCGGCUCUCAAUCAUAAAGAUCAAGAAACAAGGCGCCGGAUUUGGUGGCAUAUAGUCUGGCUCGAUCUGCAGACGAGCGUAUCUACCGGCCUUCCGCCCUGCUGUGGAGGAGAUGUACUAGACGGAGUAAGCGUGGUUGCUUAUGGUGACAAUGGCGGAGCUGUCAUCAAUUCCGAAGUCUUGGACCUAACACUAUUGUUCGCCAUCGGGCGAUCCGAAAGCACUCGCCUGCAAUGGAAUAUCAUUUCUCACCUACAGAACUCACGAGAAAUGACUACGAAGAAGCUUUCAGAGCUUGCCACGGACGCGAAACGGGUUGAGCAGACAAUUGACACUCUCAUCGGUCAUAUAUCCACACAUACACUCGAAACAGCUAUCACACUACACAAGCCGGUAUUGGUUUCCCCAAUAGAGAAAGACUCAGACUCCAAAAAGCUAUGGACCAGAGUUGUGCACCUCUGCGUGGCUUAUUUGCGUGUUUUUAUAUGGCUCCACGAUACCCCUGCGCUUUCGCCCUACAUAUGGUACUGGCAUAGCCAGUACGGGCCCCUGCAAUGCGCACUUCUUACAUUGACAUAUAUCCAACAAUCCCACAUAUUAAGCGAAGUACCGAACGCCCGAUCGUGCCUUGAUGAUUACAUCUGUCUCAUUAUCUCACAAUACCAGGCCCGGGGUUCUUCGCCUGAAAACCAGACGGCCGAUGAUGAUAGCGCUGGCCAAGGCCAAUUGAAAGACAGGAUGCCACUCGCUAUGCAAGCUCUCAUCGACCUCCAUAUUGGCCUGGAACUCUCUCUGGCAUCUACCCCACGGACUCAAACUGCCCUUGAUAGUACCAUUUCUGCAUCGACAUAUACCACCCUAACGGAUAAUGACGGUGGAUUGGACUUAGAGUCUAUUUCCAAUAUGGCACAGUCUGACUUUGAGUCAUGGGCGGCAUUUUCGCUAUCCCAGAUAUUCUAA
This is a messenger RNA of Penicillium arizonense, 2085 nucleotides long. Its product is annotated as Zn(II)2Cys6 transcription factor. Gene Ontology annotation, molecular function: DNA-binding transcription factor activity, RNA polymerase II-specific; zinc ion binding; DNA binding. The record is from RefSeq and is a predicted model, not a curated record. Bases 1 to 2085 code for a protein of 694 amino acids. Gene Ontology annotation, biological process: DNA-templated transcription; regulation of DNA-templated transcription. The transcript has 4 exons. Lineage: Eukaryota; Fungi; Ascomycota; Eurotiomycetes; Eurotiales; Aspergillaceae.